GCUUCAACUAAAACAAAAACAAAACAAUCCCUUAUAACGCGUUCAAACAAAGUAGCAGUAGUAAGUAAUAGUACCUCAUCAUCAUCACCAUCAUCAUCAAUAACCAAAAUAAAAGAAGAAACCCUCCAUGAGAACACAACAACUACUAGUACCAGACAGAGCAGUAGUGACUGAAGAAAUCAAAAUCAAAGAGAACAUUAAGUAAUACAGAGUUUGUUAUUCUUAUGAUGUAAUGUUUCUUGUUACAAGAAGAAAAAUAUGAAGAAGAAAAAAUUAUCAUCAAAUUCAUUUUAAAAAAACAUCAUCUUUCUCCUCAUCCUCCUCAAUCCUCUCUAUCUAUUCAUCUAUUCAUGGCUUCUUAUCUGGUUUUGUUGUUUGGUUUGUUUAUGUUGAUGAUUUCAUUUGUUGAAUCAACAACAGAUCCAAAUUCAGAAGAAUGUAAAGGUAAAUGGGUAUAUGUUAGAAAACUCCCAAGCAGUUUCAAUCUAGAUCUUUUAGUAAAUUGUUCUAAUUAUCCAUUAUAUGAUGAUUUCUGUCCACAUUUAGCAAACCAUGGUCUGGGUCAUAAAACACAUAACCGUUCACAUUCAUGGUUCAGAACUGAUCCCUAUAUGCUUGAACUUAUUUUCCACAGAAGAAUUCUUGAAUACCCAUGUCUAACUACAAAUCCUGUUCAGGCUGAUGCUGUUUAUCUUCCGUAUUACUCUGGUAUUGAUGCAAUCUCGUAUUUGUAUGGUUCUGAUGUCAAUUCCAGUGCUCAUCAUGGUCUGGGUUUGUUUGAUUUUCUGAGUAAUGAUUCGCCUGAGAUAUGGAAUAGGAAUCAUGGGUUUGAUCAUUUUCUGGUUAUGGCUAGACCUGCUUGGGAUUUCUCACAGCCAUUGAGAAAUGACCCUGUUUGGGGUACUUCAUUUCUCGAGUUGCCGGAGUUUUUCAAUGUCACUGCAUUGACACUUGAAUCUAGAUUUUGGCCGUGGCAAGAGCAAGCGAUUCCGUAUCCCACUUCAUUUCAUCCGCCGAGUGUGUUGCUCAUGGAAUCUUGGAUUGAGAGGGUGAGAAGAACACAUAGAACUACUUUGAUGCUUUUUGCUGGUGGUGGGGGUGUUUCUGCAUCACCUAAUAUUCGGCACAGUAUUCGUGUCGAAUGUGAGAAUACUACUAGUGGUGGUGGUGGUGGUUUUGGUGGUGGGGGUAAUAAUUUUACCAUCAGCGGUUCUAUUUCUAAGAUAUGUGAGAUUGUGGAUUGUUCUAAUGGUGGUUGUGACCAUGAUCCGAUUAAGUAUAUGAGACCAAUGUUACAGUCGAGUUUCUGUCUACAACCGCCUGGUGAUACGCCGACUCGGAGGUCGACUUUUGAUGGGAUUCUUGCAGGAUGUAUACCUGUUUUCUUUGAAGAUUCUUCUGCGAAGACGCAAUAUGGUUGGCAUUUGCCGGAGAAGCAAUUUGAUGAAUUCUCAGUGUUUAUACCUAAAGAGGAAGUGGUAUCCAGAGGGUUGAGGAUUGUUGAUGUUUUAACUUCCAUUCCGAAAUCUGAAGUUCGGAGAAUGAGAGAAAAAGUUAUUGAAUUGAUACCAAGGAUUAUUUACAGGAGACAUGGAGAUUCAAUGGGUUGGAGAACAAAGAAGGAUGCUUUCGAUAUUGCUAUUGAAGGUGCGAUACGGAGGAUUAAAUCAAGAAUCUCUGUAACAAGUGACAGUUAAGUUUUUAUUAUCCGAGCCUGAAAUUUUCCUGUUACUUCAUGGAAAUCUUUACUAGUAUCAUCAGAUAGUUACUCAUUUUUGUUUGAAUUUAUUAAUUUAUUCCACUUCUAUAAAUCUAUACAGAUAAGAAGUUGUGAAAAUCAGAUAGAAUUUUACAUUCUUUCAAUUCAGUAAUAAAAUCAGUUCAACUA
Molecule: messenger RNA, 1888 nt
Organism: Papaver somniferum (opium poppy)
Lineage: Eukaryota; Viridiplantae; Streptophyta; Magnoliopsida; Ranunculales; Papaveraceae
Product: probable xyloglucan galactosyltransferase GT19
Exons: 1
Coding region: 351-1697 (448 amino acids)
Molecular function (GO): glycosyltransferase activity
Source: RefSeq, a predicted model, not a curated record